CCCCGCACCGAACCGCACCACUCAACGGCACAUCGUAGCGCACAGGACGUGCUGGAUGUUACUACGGUACGUGUGUGCGCCGGUCGGCUCGCUGCGCUUUCUGGAGGAGGCGUCUCAUCCCGUCUCAUCCCGUCCCGCCGCGUUGUCCAGGUCGACCGACCGCGCUGCGUAGGUAGGCCUGCGAAUCACCGGGCGGACGGAUCUCCCGUCGUUGGGGAUCGAUGUUGACUUCGCUCGCGUCGUCGUCGAGACGGCGAGUUCAGCCGAGGGAUUGGACCCGUUGACGCCUCCGACCUCGGUGAGUUCGGUCGGACACGCGAGAAACGCGGAACGACCCUGAUCCCGAUCGAGCGCUGGCACGAGAGAGUGCGUGCUCUCCCUGUCGCGUUCGUUCUCGGAGGACGACCGUUUGGAGCACGGAGGAAACCGUACAGCUCGAAGGUCCCCUCCAUAGGCUGUUCUCGCGCGUCCUCGCAGCAAUUUUUGAAUUUCUGGAUCGAUGUUCAGGGUGCUCGAUAUCAGAAAUUCUCAACCCUUCGCGUGAGACCCUUCUCAAAUCUUCACGCGACGAAUUCUCAGAGUGAUCGCCUCGAAUCCGAGAAGGGAGAUUGAAAGUUUUCGCCGGUAUCAAUCCCCCUGAAACUCGAAGAUUUUUCUGUCUUGGCUUUAGUAUUGGCACGAUUGUUUCUGGUGCACAGGAAGAAAGAGAGAGUGCGAUGAAGGGCCGUCGUCGUCGCCGUCGCGAGGAAUGAUUUGUCGCUAAAGAAGUCACGACGGUGUGGUGCCCGCCGAUGUCGUCAACGGUGGCCGCCCCGAGCCUCGUCGUCGAGGCCAGCAACAGGAAUUCCCGAGAAUACGUCAGGGUGCCGACACCUCACUGAUCGCGCGCGAGAAUAAUGAGAAUCAACGCGACGAAGAUGAGCACUCCGAUCGAGGAGAAGAUUGACCAGAAGCUGAAGGUGCGGACGGGGAUGGUGACGGUUAGCGAUGGGAAAAGCAAACCCGUGCCGAUGCGUUUGCACUUGUCUAUGGAGGUAUUGAAGCUUCAACGGGAGGAUCUCGAGCAGGCAGCGAAUCACAAUAAGCCACCUUUGGAUGCUAAAGAGCGCAUGGUGCAAAUCACCAGGCAAAAGGUCGGUGGCUUGGGGCUGAGCAUAAAGGGUGGAGCGGAACAUAAGCUUCCAGUACUCAUAUCGAGAAUUUAUAAGGGUCAGGCCGCCGAUCAGUGCGGUCAGCUUUUUGUGGGAGAUGCGAUUAUUAAAGUAAAUGGAGAAUAUAUCACGGCGUGCAACCACGAUGACGCUGUCAAUAUUUUGAGGAAUGCCGGUGAUAUAGUAGUUCUAACAGUCAAGCAUUAUCGAGCAGCCAAGCCAUUUCUGCAGAAGAACGAGAAAGAAGAGAAGCUGGAUAACGUUGCCAAUGGUACGGCGGAAGACGGAUGGAUAUCGCCUAACAGACAAGGUAGCCCCAGAUGCAGCCAUAGCCGACAAAGUUCCAAUGCAUCUUCUAGUUCGAUGCAGUAUAAAAGAUGGGUGGAUGUAAUAACAGUUCCAUUAAUGAUGGCGUAUGUAACAAGGUAUAUAUUUGGCACCGACAAACUGAGAAGAAACGCAUUCGAAGUGAGGGGACUUAAUGGGGCGCGUACAGGAGUGAUACACUGCGACGAUAGUGCUAUUCUCAGUCAAUGGUUGAAAUAUAUAACUGAUAACAUCACAGGAUUGACGCAUUUGCAGAUGAAGUUGUAUAAUCGCAAUUUCGGAGUCGGCGAACGCAUAGAAUAUAUGGGCUGGGUGAACGAGGCAGUAAGCAACAGCAAUCAACCGUGGCAGAGUUAUAGACCGAGAUUCUUGGCUUUAAAAGGACCGGAUCUAUUAUUGUUCGAGACACCCCCGGUAAAUUGCAAUAUAGGCGACUGGUCACGUUGCGCGCUAACUUUCAAAGUGUACCAGACGAUGUUCCGCGUGAUGCGCGAAUCAGAGAACGUGGAUGAACGGCAGCAUUGCUUCCUGGCGCAGAGUCCAGGAAAACCACCGCGUUAUUUGAGCGUCGAGACCAGACAAGAACUCCUGCGGGUCGAAGCGGCAUGGCAUACCGCGAUAUGUUCGGCUGUUACGCAUUUAAAGAGUAAAACCUUUCCGGUAACUUUCAAUAGUAGAAGCGCGGGUCUAACGUUAGAAUGGACUCAAGGAUUUACGUUAUCUUACGAAGGAAUCGGUGAGAUCGCAUGGCGUUACAAGUUCUCUCAAUUAAGAGGAUCUAGCGACGACGGUAAAAGCAGGCUUAAAUUGCACUUCCAAGAACCGGACAGCAUCGCUAUCGAAACGAAGGAAUUGGAGUGUUCCCAGUUGCAAAACUUGUUAUUCUGUAUGCAUGCAUUUCUUACCGCGAAGGUAGCCGCGGUAGACCCUACGUUUUUAACGUCGACCACUCCGUAAAGAGAUGUAAUAUAAAUAUAAUAACGUUAUUGCGUGCCGAUAAGUCACCAAGUGGAUCACUUUUGUGUUCUGUUAUCGUUAUAUGAAUUAGACCGAGCGUGUGCGCUGAAAAGUUGCUGCGAGAAGCAAGAAAAGUAGAA
Molecule: messenger RNA, 2575 nt
Organism: Pogonomyrmex barbatus (red harvester ant)
Lineage: Eukaryota; Metazoa; Arthropoda; Insecta; Hymenoptera; Formicidae
Gene: Syn2
Product: Syntrophin-like 2
Cellular component (GO): dystrophin-associated glycoprotein complex; intracellular anatomical structure
Molecular function (GO): structural molecule activity; protein binding
Source: RefSeq, a predicted model, not a curated record